Molecule: messenger RNA, 2582 nt
Organism: Oncorhynchus keta (chum salmon)
Lineage: Eukaryota; Metazoa; Chordata; Actinopteri; Salmoniformes; Salmonidae
Product: transmembrane protein 39A-B-like
Exons: 6
Coding region: 1-1221 (406 amino acids)
Biological process (GO): negative regulation of autophagosome assembly; negative regulation of autophagosome maturation
Cellular component (GO): endoplasmic reticulum membrane
Source: RefSeq, a predicted model, not a curated record
AUGACCGCCAGCGACUACGAUGACCGCCGUAGCGACUACGAUGACCGCCGCGAGCACCACGAUGACCGCCGCAGCGACUACGAUGACCGCCGCAGCGACUACGAUGACCGCCGUAGCAACUACGAUGACCGCAGGAUGACCAGGACGGCCGCUACUCUGACCGCCGUGACCGGUACGACCGUGAUCGUGUCUACGAUGAACGCAGUGACGGCGGACGGUACAGUGAUCGUUAUGAUGAGCCCUACGAUGAUCUCUCUCCUUUUUCUCUCCCUCUUUCAUCCCUGUCUCUCUCUGUGCAACAGGUUUGGGGUGUAUGUUCCCCUGUGUUGCUUCCAUCAGGAGAGUAGGGCCCAGCCAGUGCCUUCAGACUGUAGUUACUCAGACCAGGACCUGUCCCACGGGCCCUUCUUCAGGCCUAAGGACUUCCUAGCGUUACUAAGGGAGAACCUGAGAGAGCAGUUCACCACUCCAGGCCACAUCCCCCACCACACCUGUCCCCAGCCCCCGUCUCCAGAACUCAUCCGCAGCGAGGUGGAAGAACUCCGGAGCGACUUCAACCGUCGCAUCAAGGAAGUUCUCUUCAACUCCCUCUUCAGCGCUUACUACGUAGCCUUCCUCCCCCUCUGCUUCGUCAAGAGUACCCAGUACUAUGACAUGCGCUGGUCCUGUGAGCACCUGAUCAUGGUGUGGAUCAAUGCGUUUGUGAUGCUGAUGAGCCAGCUGUUACCUCCCAGCUACUGUGACCUGCUGCACCGCUCUGCAGCCCACCUGGGGCGCUGGCAGAAGCUGGAGCACGGAUUCUACAGCAACGCGCCACAGCAUGUGUGGUCUGAGAGUACAGUCUGGCCCCAGGGGGUGUUGGUACGUCACAGUCGUAGCCUGUACAAGGCUGUAGGACCCUACAACGUGGCCCUGCCCUCAGACGUCUCCCACGCUAGGUUUUACUUCCUUUUCCACAAGCCGUUGCGGAUCCUGAACCUGUUAAUCUGGAUCGAGUCCAGCGUAGUCCUGUACCAGUUGUACUCCCUGCUCCGCUCUGACAGCUGGAACCACACCCUGUCCCUGGGCCUCAUCCUGUUCUGUAACUACUACGUCCUCUUCAAGCUGCUCCGGGACCGCAUCGUGCUGGGCAAGGCCUACUCCUUCCCUGUUACCUCCAGUACCGGGUCCGGCACCACCAACAGCACCGCCACCAACGGCCUGGGGCUCAAGUCCCAGUGACACCCCAGGAGAGGGUUCUGGAGCUGGGGGACGUGGGUUGGGAUACUCCCUAGCCUCCCUGCCACUAUGGCUGUAAGGAAGGGGUGGAGGUGAGAGAGGGGGUCGGCGUGCAGCAGGAGGGACUGACUGUGAACUCAUAUUGUUUUGAUACUGUUCUAUUUUUCAUGCAAUGUUUAUACCUAUUUAAAUAAUAUUUUAUUUUGUAUACUGUUUUCAAAAGUAACAGGGCAUUACGGUUGUAUUGUCAUGUGAUGUUUGUUGUUGCUUCAUGGUGCAAAGCGAUUGGAUGGGAGAGAGAGAGUUGUGUUCUUGAUGCCAUGAGGCCCCACCCACGUGCUGUGCUAAGCUCUUCCUCCUAUGCUCACCGCGUUCCGACUUCCACCAAAGAUGCUUAAAGAAGGCUCCAGAGCCAAUCAGAUGGCACCGGCGGCCAAUCAAGGAAGAGACUUUGGCUCGGUUGGCCAAUCAAGGAAGCGACUGAGGAGACCCCGCCUCUCCCUGCACACUGCCUCUUUAGAGAACAUAUUCAUCCCUUUACGGUGUUUUAUUAGGUUUCGUAGCAAGACCGUCUGCAGUUUGGCCAUGAGCGCUGACUCUGGUGCCUGUAGAACAUACCCACGUCCCAAAUGGCACCCUAUUCACUACAUAGUGCACCGCUUUUGACCAGAGCCUUAUUGGCCCAGGUUAAAAUUAGUGCACUAUGUAGGGAAUAGGGUAUAAUUUGGGACAGGCCCAAUGUCUUCUUUGCAGUGUCAUGUUCAUUCAGGUCAUUAAUUUACCACAAAUUGCCGCUCUUCAUUUCACUGUGCCUGAGAAGCGAAAAACAUAGAUAUAGUCUGAAUAGAAUGGACACCACCACCGCAACAGAUUGCAUGACCGUUUUUCUAGAUGGGAGACGAACCGCAUUGAAUGUGCAGACGUGUGUAUGUGCUUUACUUUCCAGUGUGUGCUUGAAAUUAAAUUACAAAUGGCACUUGGUAUCUUCAAUGCUACAAGUUGUGCUCAGCUGCUAGCAGUGUUAUUUUAAACAGCUUGCCUUGUUGCCAGUCCCAGAUGACGAUGUGGGAUGGCUUCUAGUGCCAUAACUGUCCACUCAUCCAUUCUAUCUUGUUCCUUUUCUAUGAGCAGCUGAUCUAGAAUGAUUCAUGUUUUAUCAACGUGCCAAAAUCCCAGGUUGCCUGUAUGAUCAUGUUUGUUCACGGGCACGUUCCACCUUGUCUUUUAAUGCAGUCCUGGCGCCUCUCAGCAGAUUGCUAUAUGAAAUGAAUGAUGAAUGUGGUACCUGCGAUGUUGGCAGGAUGACUGCAAUAAAGAUGACCUGGAACGCUAGCUGUGUGUUUAUAUUUUCAGUGGGUGAGGUG